Messenger RNA from Plasmodium fragile, 1011 nucleotides. RefSeq lists its product as uncharacterized. The record is from RefSeq and is a predicted model, not a curated record. Lineage: Eukaryota; Apicomplexa; Aconoidasida; Haemosporida; Plasmodiidae. Gene Ontology annotation, biological process: tubulin complex assembly; post-chaperonin tubulin folding pathway. Gene Ontology annotation, cellular component: cytoplasm. The transcript has 9 exons. The coding region runs from base 1 to 1011 and encodes 336 amino acids.
AUGAAUCACGACUUGGUAACAAACGGGUGCGAUAACUAUGAGGAACUUCUUCACACAAAUGUAAAAGACAUUGAACAGCACGUGCUCCAACUGAAAAGCGCCGCACACGCGGAUGAUAAUGCAUUGGCAGAAAUCAACAAGCUCUGCGACAGAAGCAUCCACCUGAAGGAUUCGCUGUCCAAUGUGUAUUUCCAGUUCCUUAAGCACAGUUCGGUCGUGAUAUACGAAAAGAAACUAAAAGAACUGAUAAAAGAAAUCGAGUCUUUAAAACAUGCGUUCAUUCAAAAUAAAAACAAAGAACAGUUCCAAGUUCUCAAUGUAAACUACGACGACAGUUUUUUCCUUCCCGAGGAUGACUCCGCCGAGAAUGAAGAUGAAAGCACACAACUGAACGACGACUGUGUUGACUUAAACCAACACAAGCUAUCCUUCAAGGAUGUUCAUAAUGAAAGCAGGAUAGUAAGAGGCCUCGGAGAAACCGAAUGUUCAAGUCUACUUCUGGAUAAUCUAGUCAACUGCGAAGUUGUAAUACUCGAUGUCCUAAGUUCGGUGUUAAUACGGAGAAUUAAAAACUGCACCAUUUGGGUCGCGGCGGUGGAGUCCUCUGUUCUAAUAUAUAACUGUGUGGACUGCAAUAUAUUGACUAAUUCGAAGCAAAUAAGAAUACAUGACAGCAGCGAAACGAAUUUCUACAUUAACUCAGUGAGUUCUCCCAUCAUAGAAAACUCGAAACAGCUAGCUUUUUUCCCGUACAUUUUGAAUUACGAUGGCUUGUCAGAAUUAUUAAAAAAAAUUAACAUAAGGACAGAUUCGACCCAAUGGAUGAAGAUUUUAGAUUUCAACUGGCAAAACACACAGGAAAAGUCUCCCAACUUUCGCAUAUCAGAAGACGCGCAGAUGUAUUACAUAAAAAUAGGGAACAGGGCUUUCACGAAAACUGACCAAGACGGGGUAACAGGUGGCCUAUACUUGGUAGAAAAUUUCCCCGAAUUUUUAAAAAAGGUAGAUUAA